Messenger RNA from Suillus fuscotomentosus, 2226 nucleotides. Its product is annotated as Ndufs1, NADH-ubiquinone oxidoreductase 75kD subunit (775). The coding region runs from base 1 to 2226 and encodes 741 amino acids. The transcript is spliced from 11 exons. Lineage: Eukaryota; Fungi; Basidiomycota; Agaricomycetes; Boletales; Suillaceae. Gene Ontology annotation, molecular function: iron-sulfur cluster binding; NADH dehydrogenase (ubiquinone) activity. The record is from RefSeq and is a predicted model, not a curated record. Gene Ontology annotation, cellular component: membrane. Gene Ontology annotation, biological process: ATP synthesis coupled electron transport.
AUGUUACGCUUGGUUUCGCGACCCUCCUCAACGGGGCGACUCGGGAAAGUCGUUUGCUCUGGUGCUUCACAUGGCCGCAGGUCCAUAGCGUCCACAUCCGCCCGUCAAGCUGAUAUCACUCUCACUGUUGACGGGAAGGAGGUAACGGUUCCGCAAGGGUCCGCGUUGAUUCAAGCUUGCGAGGCUGCUGGUGCUACGAUUCCUCGGUUUUGCUACCAUGACAGACUCGCGAUUGCUGGUAACUGUCGUAUGUGUCUGGUUGAGGUCGAGCGUUCCCCAAAGCCAGUAGCAUCAUGUGCUAUGCCGGCCAUGCCUGGUUCCAAGGUGUUCACAAAUACCCCGCUGGUUCAUGAAGCUCGUGAGGGUGUCAUGGAAUUCCUUCUAGCCAACCACCCACUCGACUGCCCUAUUUGUGACCAGGGUGGCGAAUGUGACCUUCAGGACCAGUCCAUGCGAUACGGCUCUGACCGUACGCGUUUCCAUGAAAUUACGGGCAAACGUGCAGUGGAGAACAAAGAUCUUGGACCUCUUGUUAAGACUUCCAUGAACCGUUGCAUUCAAUGCACUCGGUGUGUCCGGUUUGCUAAUGAGGUUGCUGGUGUCGAGGAGCUUGGUACGACGGGUCGCGGUAAUGACCUUCAAAUCGGCAUGUAUGUUGAGAAGACCAUGGACUCCGAACUUUCUGGCAAUAUCGUCGAUCUUUGUCCGGUCGGUGCUCUAACAAGCAAACCAUACGCCUUCCACGCCAGACCAUGGGAACUAAAAAAUACCGAAUCCAUCGAUGUCAUGGAUGCCGUUGGUUCGAAUAUUCGCGUUGACUCUCGCGGUGUCCAGGUGAUGCGAAUCCAGCCUCGAACCAACGACGAAGUCAACGAGGAGUGGAUCAGUGAUAAGACGCGUUAUGCUUACGACGGCUUGAAAUUCCAGCGCUUGACGACGCCUCUCAUCAAGCAGGGCGACCGUUUCGUUGCAGCGUCGUGGGAGGAAGCUCUACAGACAAUUGCAGAUGGUAUAACCUCCUCAGGGGCUACUGGCAAUGAGAUUCAAGCCAUUGCUGGGCACCUUGCUGAUACCGAAUCCCUUGUCGCCCUCAAAGACUUGAUCAACCGCCUAGGAUCAGACAACCUUGCACUCGACCAGACCAAUGGCAGCGCACCACCCCCACAUGGUGUUGACGUUCGCUCCAAUUAUCUCUUCAACUCUACCAUCCCCGGUGUUGAGGAAGCCGAUGCUAUCCUACUUGUUGGCACUAACCCACGCCACGAGGCUGCCGUCCUUAACUCUCGCAUUCGCAAGAACUGGCUGCACACAAGUCUUGAAGUCGGCCUCAUCGGCGAACGUGCUGAUACGGCGUACGGUUACGACUACCUUGGAGCAGAUUCUAAGGCUCUUGCUGACUUCAUUGCUGGAAAGGGAGCAUUCGCAGCCAAAUUUAAAGCAGCCAAGCGACCCUUGAUUAUCGUCGGGAGCGCUCUUGCGGAGCAACCUGACGGUGCUGCUGCUUACAACGCGUUGGCCAAGUUUGUCGAGAAGAACAAAGAUUCGCUCAUUACCCCUCAGUGGAAUGGCUUCUCCGUCCUACAUAGGAUUGCCUCUAGACCUGCGGCAUACGAAAUUGGGUUUGUUCCUUCGAAGAAGGCCGCAAAUACCCAACCCAAAUUUGUCUACUUGCUCAACGCAGAUGAAGUCGACCCCAAGUCUAUACCUGCGAAUGCUUUCGUCGUUUAUCAAGGCCACCACGGAGAUCUUGGCGCCUCGCUUGCUGAUGUCUGCUUGCCUGCUGCAGCAUACACCGAAAAGGCUAUGACAUGGGUGAACACGGAGGGCCGGUCUCAAGUAGGUCGUACCGCUGUUCCUCCACCUGGCGCUUCCCGUGAGGAUUGGAAGAUUAUUCGUGCACUUUCGGAGGUUCUCGAUUCACCACUGCCUUACGAUGAUGUCCUGAGUUUGCGUGACCGCAUGUGGGAUAUCUCGCCUACUCUCGUCCGCUACGAUGUUACAGAACGGACAUCCCCUGAAGUUGCUGUGGCAGGCCUUCAGACUAUAGCAGCCAAUACGGCAUCCGCAAAGGUCUCUGGCAAGCCCUUCCUCAAGCCCAUCUCCAACUUCUACCAAACUGAUCCCAUCUCACGCGCAUCCGUCACUAUGGCACAAUGUACGCGUGCCUUUGUCAAGGGAGAGGACUAUGGGAUCUGUGAAAAGGGCUCGGAAGCAGCGUAUGCGUGA